Fomitopsis serialis is the source of this 458-nucleotide messenger RNA. RefSeq lists its product as uncharacterized. Lineage: Eukaryota; Fungi; Basidiomycota; Agaricomycetes; Polyporales; Fomitopsidaceae. Bases 26 to 340 code for a protein of 104 amino acids. The transcript has 3 exons. The record is from RefSeq and is a predicted model, not a curated record.
GCAAUACCGACUUGAACAUAUCAUAAUGCGCGUUGUAACCGCCCUUGCUUUGUUGGCGGCGGCACUGGCCACCAGUACCUACGCAGGCACGUGCCACCAGAUGCGCACACUCAUCGCCACCUGUCCCCAAUCCUGUUGGGAUGCCGCCGACUACGGCAGCUGCAACUCCGACUCCGAUGCUAACUGCCUUUGCAACGAGCCCGCCUUCGUCGAGAGCGUGUCCACUUGCGUCGAGAACACCUGCUCUGCGAGCGACGUCACGGAGUACCAGCAGCUCGCGGACGAGAUCUGCGCGACUGUGGACGUACAGCUCACACGCCGCUUGGUUGCGCGAGCUUAGCACUUCGCUGUAGACUCCGAGUCGGAGAGCGCCAGGACAUAGUAUCUGAUCUGACUUCGUAUGUUGAUGCCGUAGAGGUUUGGCCUCGUGCGUAGAGGCCUUGCAAUGCCACUCUGGU